CGCCGUGAGUCUGUGUUUCUGCUCUUUUGGUCUGAGGAGAGGGAGUAAACAGAAGGGCUCUGGAGUUAUUUUCCCUUUUCCUCUCAGUCUGUGAGGAUGGAGCUGGAAAUCUAAACAGGGCAGCUGGAGCCUGCAGUGUUCCUACUGAGCCCCUCACCAAACUCCCCGAUCUCGCCAGGCCCCGCAAAGCAGACCAUCCCGUCAGCACACUAUGAAGCUCUGGGUUGUGCUUUGCCUUGCACUGCUCUGGGUGCAGCUCCAAAAUGGUGCCUGCCAGCAAGUCAAGCGGAGAAAAGAUGUAGGAGAGAACCGCAUCCGUCCAGGGGGGAAGCGGGUGAAGGGACUACCCAGACUGAAAGAUGGAGUAGGGAAAGGCCAGUCCCUGUUGACCCAGGUUUUAGAUAAGGGACGCUUCCUGCGCCUGGGCCAGACCACAAUUCUGACUCCUGGGAAGAACAUGGAGCUGCGCUGCAAAGGCGAUUCUAUCGGAUGGUCAUACCCGACCUACCUGGACACCUUUAACGACUCACGCCUCAGCAUCAAGCACAGUGACAAGUACAGUCAGCUGGUCCUGACGUCGCCCUCUGCUGCUGACACAGGGCCGUAUAGCUGCUGGGUGAUCGUGUGUGACGGCACAGAGUGCGAGAGGGACCACGAUCGCACCUAUGUCUCAUACAUCUAUUUCACAGACAAAGACAACCUCUUUGUCCCCUCUGCCAUCCACUUUGAGAUCGUGUACCUGCGCCCAGACCGGCCCGCCGUGGUGCCCUGCCGCGUGACCGACCCGCAGGCCAAGGUGUCCCUGCACAGAGAAGUCCCUCCGGAGGAGAUCACAGCCAACAGGACGCAGGUGACCUAUGACCCCACCAAGGGGUUUGUCCUGCAGAACCCCAGCCAAGAGCAUCAGGGGGUCUUCUACUGCAAGGGUGUGACCAAGGGAACGCCUCAGAUCUCCACAAAGUACCAGCUGCUCUAUGUGGAGGUUCCUGGCGGGGCACCAUUUGUGAGCCUAGCAGUGUCUCCGGAGUCUGUGAGCGGAGGAGACAACAUCAACGUGACCUGCAGCGUGCUGGGGGAGCCGGAGGAGGACGUGAGCUUCACCUGGUCUUAUCCUGGUCAGGACCGUCGCCCAGUUCGCAUCCAAACGUCCUGGAGGCUGGUUAACAGAGGAAUGGGCCACACCACGCGCUUGUCCCAGAGUGUCAUGGCUGUAGAAGACGUGGAGACCAUCGACUUUGGAAACUACAUCUGUAACGCCAAGAACCAGUACGGUGAGACAACUGUGACGAUCGACAUCAUCUCCAAAUAGCCGCGGCAACAGAACCUGUGUUAUGGGUGUAUUUUUAGAUUGCAGAUUGUGAAAACAUAAUAAAGAUUUGCUACAUCUUUUGUUGAAGA
This is a messenger RNA of Sander lucioperca (pikeperch), 1398 nucleotides long. RefSeq names its product platelet-derived growth factor receptor-like (gene pdgfrl). The record is from RefSeq and is a predicted model, not a curated record. NCBI's taxonomy places the organism in Eukaryota, Metazoa, Chordata, Actinopteri, Perciformes, Percidae. The coding region runs from base 212 to 1309 and encodes 365 amino acids. The transcript has 6 exons.